This is a messenger RNA of Sardina pilchardus (European sardine), 1171 nucleotides long. It is a transcript of the gene reep6, whose product is annotated as receptor accessory protein 6. Lineage: Eukaryota; Metazoa; Chordata; Actinopteri; Clupeiformes; Clupeidae. The transcript is spliced from 6 exons. The coding region runs from base 51 to 707 and encodes 218 amino acids. The record is from RefSeq and is a predicted model, not a curated record.
CCGGCGUCUCCUGUCAGCGAAAUUAAGCCCGGGCUACACUUUUCUUUUGGAUGUCACAAUACUUUUCAGACAUGUUUCAGGCGUUCAACAAGUUAAAAGAGCGCGCGGAGAAAUUCUUGAACGAAAAAAACUUUGUGACAGACUGCCUGUCCAAAGUAGAAGAAUGGACGGGAAUUAAGAAGCGCUACCUGGCAAUAGGUGCCACCUCCCUCACGGGCCUCUACCUGGUGUAUGGCUACGGAGCAGCUCUCAUCUGCAACCUCAUCGGCUUCGUGUAUCCUGCUUAUUACUCGAUCAAAGCCAUCGAGAGUGAGGACAAGGAGGACGACACCAAGUGGCUGACCUACUGGGUGGUGUACGGCGUGUUCAGUCUGGGCGAGUUCUUCUCCGACAUCUUCCUCUACUGGUUCCCCUUCUACUACGUCUGCAAGUGUCUGUUCCUGCUGUGGUGCAUGGCGCCGGUGGCGUGGAACGGUUCCCAGGUGCUGUACCGGCGCGUGGUGCGGCCCGUCUUCCUGCGUCACGAGGCCACGGUGGACAACAUGGUCAGCGACCUGAGCGGCAAGGCCAUGACGGCGGCCGAGAACGUCACCAGAGAAGUGCUGCAGACGCUGGUGAAGAACAAGGUCAACCCCAUGGACGGUCUGAGGAGGCGCAACAUGGAGGGCACCAUGAAGGGAGAGUUACCGGAACCCGCUCAGCCGUAGACGGGGAUGAAGAGGAGGAGGAGGAGGAGGAAGAUCAUCUGAAGAGCCAGUGAUUCACACCAAGAAGAGCGAGUGGUUCUCACGGCCAACAGGACGUCUUCCUCACGGGCCAUCUUCUUCAUCGUGGGGAAAAAACGACGUGACACAAAAGAACUAGACUUGAUCGAUAAUGGACAGAAACAUGUCGUUCAGAAGACUUGACAGGAAUGUUGAACAUUGGGGGGAUUGAUAGUUACAUAUUCCGAUUUCACUUACGGGCACUGCACAUUCUUAGAAUAGGAUCCAAGCACAGUUCUUUGGUUUUGUUUUAGAUAUUAUUUCACAUAGUUUCCUCAAAAUGUUAUAUUUCCAUCACAUUUUGUGUUUGUUAGUUAAUGUGUUUAACAUUGACUAACAGCUGGCUAUUGAUCACAAUCAUUAAUCAGUCAUCACAUCAGUUUGUGAUAAACCUUUUUGCCAAUUCA